Molecule: messenger RNA, 1445 nt
Organism: Asparagus officinalis (garden asparagus)
Lineage: Eukaryota; Viridiplantae; Streptophyta; Magnoliopsida; Asparagales; Asparagaceae
Product: cardiolipin synthase (CMP-forming), mitochondrial-like
Exons: 7
Coding region: 369-1016 (215 amino acids)
Biological process (GO): glycerophospholipid biosynthetic process
Cellular component (GO): chloroplast envelope; membrane
Molecular function (GO): CDP-diacylglycerol-glycerol-3-phosphate 3-phosphatidyltransferase activity
Source: RefSeq, a predicted model, not a curated record
GCCAACAAGCGGGGGCGGAGUCAUCAACUCCCGGGCGAGGCAAAUUUUACAGAAAACCCCAAAACGCGCCCUCAAAUUCAUUUCGAAACCCUCUAGAGUCUCCCAAAUUCCUCCGAUACAAAUCAAAAUGCCUCCCGCGAUUACCCUCUCGUCCCUACCCCAAGGCGCUUCCUGCUGCGGUGCCGUCACCGCCCGCCGCCUCUUUUCCUUCAUUGCGAAAACCCACCCGCCUCUCGCACGUGGUCUCCAGAUUCCAUUUUGUCCCAAUUUCAACAGCAACCCUCGGAGUUUCGCAAAUUGCAGUUCGAGGACAAGGGGGAUGGUUUGCGCGCGGGUGGAUUGUCGUCGCCGGCGGCGGGCCGGCGUGUAUGGCCGUCGGUGGUGGUGACCGGAUCCGGGAGGAGGACGACGAGAGGAGGUCAAAGUUGUUAACUUUACCGACGGUGCUUACACUUGGGCGAGUCGCUGCUGUGCCGAUUCUUGUAAGCACUUUUUACAUGAAUGUUUGGUGGGCCACUACUGCUACAACAAGCAUUUUUGUUGCUGCUUCAGUUACAGAUUGGCUAGAUGGUUAUAUUGCUCGAAAGAUGCGUUUGGGAACUCCUUUUGGUGCAUUCUUGGAUCCUGUAGCAGAUAAGCUAAUGGUUGCUGCCACGUUAGUGAUGUUGUGCACAAGACCAUUGGAUGCUGCAAUAUUUGAAGGAAUGCCUUGGCUUUUGACUGUACCUUCAAUCGCUAUCAUUGGUAGAGAGAUAACCAUGUCAGCUGUUAGAGAAUGGGCAGCAUGUCAGAAUAGUAAAGUUAUUGAGGCUGUGGCAGUGAACAAUUUGGGGAAAUGGAAAACUGCGACACAAAUGACUGCUUUAACCAUCCUCCUUGCCACUAGAGAUUCAAGUCUCUCAGGGCAAGAUGGACUAGUUGCUUCUGGUGUAGUUCUACUUUAUGUUUCGUCCUUCCUUUCUCUGUGGUCCUUAGUCGCGUACAUGCGAAAUAUUUGGAGAAUCUUGCUUAAGUAGCCUCAUCUGGCUUUAAAAUACCGCUUUACUCCAAGGAUAUAUAUGUUAGGCUCCAUCAUGUAGUGACUGAAACAGCCAGUUUUCUUCCUGAGUUCAUGGGGACUCUCUUACUAACCAAAGCGAGCUCGAUCGUUAGGGAAUGAAUGGAAAAGUGUGCUAUAUAGAAGAUGGACGGAAGAACGUAUAAGCUGACAUGACAUCAUUUUGUGUAAAGAUUUUUUGCAUUGGUUUGAAUAAGGUGAAGAAUUCUCUUAUAUGGGGCUUAUAGAAGCAAUUCCAUGUAACUAUUGUUGAAGCCAGUAAUGUUGGCUUAAUUGGUGUUUACCGAACAAGUGAUGUAACAUAAGAUAUCUGUGAAAUGAGUAAUCACACAAUUCAUGUAAAUGCCAGAUACUCUUCAAAUAUUAAUAGGACUUUUUUUUAUAUUAA